Messenger RNA from Solanum lycopersicum (tomato), 1881 nucleotides. RefSeq names its product tubby-like F-box protein 8. NCBI's taxonomy places the organism in Eukaryota, Viridiplantae, Streptophyta, Magnoliopsida, Solanales, Solanaceae. Gene Ontology annotation, molecular function: protein binding. The record is from RefSeq and is marked validated.
AUUUAAUAGAGUAUUUGUACUAUUCACACACUGAAAAGUAUGCAUACACCUCUCCUCUCUACUUUCUCUCUCCCUUUUCACUAUUCCAAACCCAAACUCAAGCCUUUCUUGGAGGUUGACCCACUUUUCCUUUUUUUCAUUACAUCUCUCAAAUUUCAUCAUACUUCACAGAUCUCUCAUUUUUAUUCUGAUUCUCCUAUUUCACCUUCAGAUCUUGUAUUAUAGGCAUGUCAUCCUUCUCUAUUCUGAAUUUAGAAAGUUUUUCUCUUGGUUUCUCUGCAGGAGUGCUAGAAUUUGCUUAUUAACAGUUGUGUCCUUUGACAAGUUUGCUUCUGCUAACUGGAAAAAGGGCUUAUAUUUUAAGGAAGUGCAAAGAAAGAAGUACAGAACAGUUUUGCUAUUAGAUGUCGUUCCGCAGUAUAGUUCGGGAUGUAAGAGAUAGUUUUGGCAGUUUAUCCAGGAGAAGCUUUGAUGUAAGGCUCUCUGGUCAUCAAAGGGGUAAAUCACUUGGUUCAUUUCAUGACUUGAGUGACCAGCCUCCUGUCAACCAGAACAGUUGUUGGGCUAAUCUCCCACCUGAACUACUUUUUGAUGUAAUUAGAAGAUUAGAAGAGAGUGAGAACUCAUGGCCUGCCCGUAAGCAUGUCGUAUCAUGUGCUUCAGUUUGCAGGUCAUGGAGGAUUAUGUGUCAGGAAAUUGUUAGAAGUCCUGAAGUUUGUGGAAAGCUUACAUUUCCAGUAUCGUUAAAGCAGCCUGGGCCUCGUGACGGAAUGAUUCAAUGUUUCAUCAAGAGGGAUAAAUCUAAUUUGACUUACCAUCUUUUCUUGUGUCUCAGUCCUGCUUUACUAGUUGAAAAUGGGAAAUUCCUUCUCUCUGCAAAGAGAACAAGGCGGACUACUUGUACGGAGUAUGUUAUCUCAAUGGAUGCAGAAAACAUCUCAAGAUCAAGCAACACUUACAUUGGAAAAUUAAGGUCAAAUUUUCUGGGUACAAAAUUCGUUAUAUAUGACACACAGCCUCCAUACACCUUUGCAAACGUUCCGCCUCCAGGCCGCACAAGCCGCAGAUUCUAUUCCAAGAAAGUCUCUCCGAAAGUUCCAACUGGAAGCUACAGCAUAGCCCAAAUCAAAUACGAGCUAAAUGUUCUUGGAACACGGGGUCCACGGAAAAUGCACUGCGUAAUGCACUCGAUUCCUGCCUCAGCAGUUGAUGUGGGUGGGUCAGUGCCUGGCCAACCGGAACUUCUCCCAAGGUCCCUUGAGGAUUCAUUCCGUAGUAUCUCUUUCUCAAAGUCGUUGGAUCAUUCUGCUGAGUUCAGUAGCUCACGGUUUUCUGAUAUUGUUAGAGCAUCAUCCAGUGCAGAAGAUGAUAGUAAGGUGAAACCCUUGGUUCUAAAGAACAAGUCACCGCGUUGGCAUGAACAAUUGCAGUGUUGGUGCCUGAAUUUUAGAGGACGGGUGACAGUUGCAUCUGUAAAGAAUUUUCAGUUGAUAGCGGCCCACCAACCACCUGCUGGGGGACCGACGACCUCUCGGUCAAGUCAAUCAGAUCAUGACAAAGUCAUCCUGCAAUUUGGCAAGAUAGGGAAAGAUAUGUUUACUAUGGAUUACAGGUAUCCCCUAUCUGCGGUUCAAGCUUUUGCUAUAUGCUUGAGUAGCUUUGACACCAAAUUGGCAUGUGAAUAGAAGAUUAGGAUGGGAUACUAAAACAAAUUAACAACUGCAAUUGACCUUGUUCUGGAUAUAUUAUGCUACUUUUGUUUUCCUUUUCGCACUAGUAGAAUUAGGGAUUGUCCCUAAUCUUUCAUUAUCUUGUAAAAACACCUCAUUAUAAUGGUGGCUUGUUCAUCUUGACAUUUAUUUAAAGCCACUGAACUUUCUA